Molecule: messenger RNA, 501 nt
Organism: Striga hermonthica
Lineage: Eukaryota; Viridiplantae; Streptophyta; Magnoliopsida; Lamiales; Orobanchaceae
Source: the annotation of a GenBank genome assembly
AUGGCUGAAUCAAAACCGAACACUAAUCCUUCUCCAUCCUCAGGGAAAUAUGUGAAGACGCUUAACUUGUUCGAGAGAGUGAAGGAAGAGUUUGAGGCAGUUGUGCAUAAUGUAAAUCAAGGGCAUCACAAGGAAACUCAUGGGUUGCGCGAUGAUAUCGACGGGGAUAGCUCCAUUGAUGAGAUAAAGGCUCCGAACGUGUUGGAGAGAGCCAAGGAGGAAAUCGAAGCAAUUGUUAGCACAAUUCAUCCGAAAAAGGAAUCGAGAGAUUUCGAUACACAGUUGUCUGGUGAAGCGAGGGAUUUUGGUACAAAGGACUCUUUGAAGCUCGAGGAGCCCGAGUUGCAUUCAGGUGAUCAUAUCUGCCGAACUCACCAACCUCUAGUACUCCGCCGGAGUGCUUACACCAAGCUAGUCCUUCUAUUCACUUCAAAGGUAUCGAGGAGGACACUCACACUGAGCUCCUUCACCCCACACGCGACCGUGCCUAACUACAACUAA